AUGUUUCGGCGACAUUGUGCGCUCGCCCAUUUCCUCAGUGACAACUCUGCAAAUGUAGAAUGGGUAUUAUUUCUUGAUGCUGACAUUGGAGUUGUAAAUCCAUCACGUAUGGUGGAGGAAUAUCUGCCACAAAAUACGAUGAGAGAUGGAAAAAUACAAUCGCUUCCUGAUCUUGUCUUCUACGAGCGAAUAUUUAAUGGUGAAUUUUGUGCUGGCAGCUAUAUCGCCAGGUCUCAUUAG
Messenger RNA from Meloidogyne enterolobii, 240 nucleotides. The record is from the annotation of a GenBank genome assembly. NCBI's taxonomy places the organism in Eukaryota, Metazoa, Nematoda, Chromadorea, Rhabditida, Meloidogynidae.